This is a messenger RNA of Cladocopium goreaui, 3092 nucleotides long. Lineage: Eukaryota; Dinophyceae; Suessiales; Symbiodiniaceae. The record is from the annotation of a GenBank genome assembly.
AGGCAGAGCUGCAAUUGGACUCCGAUGAGGAUCUUGAGGGUCAAGGCAAACAGCAGGUGGAAGUCUUCAUGCAGAAUUCUGAAUGGGCAGCAAUGGACAGCAGUGAGAGUGAUGGAGAUUGCGAUUUGGACGAUCGGCGAGAUCGUUAUGCCCGGAUUGCCCGAGCGCAGCAGAAAGCAGAAGCUGCACAGCGCUGGACAGAGGCUGCGAGAACUGCCCCAAGAAGUCGGGCACAUCGGCGUACGCGGUCGUUGCUUGGUGGUGCCUCCUCGUUUCAGCUGAGCAUCGUGCAGAUCCUGAGCUUUUUCUGGUUAGAGACCUGGAUGAACAUGUUCGCACUCUUCCAUGUGGCCUAUGCGGGAGACUGGAUUCAUGCUGCGUGUCUGUUGCCUUCGCAACUUCUGGUAGCCCUCAUCCAGAGCUACUUGGCACUGCAUGAUUCAGAGCUGGAGCGGCGACGUGUGUGGCUGGCCACGAUGGUCUGCGGCAGCUGCUAUGCUCUUUGUUAUGACUUAAUGAUAAUCGUGGUCUGUGGUUUGUUCAGCGCCUACACGCUGGUGGUGAUUUGCCGGCUGUUGAUGGAGGGUGUACCUGACAAACUGAACCACUUCAAAACGCCCACAGGUGGCCCCUUUGAAAGCGUCGACUGGAUGUUCAGCCGCCGGAGUUUUUACGGUGGUGAUGUGGGCUCCUUUGACUGCCUCAUCCGUUUCAUGACUGGAGCACCAAGAGUCGUUUGCCUGAUGCACCUGCUCAGAUGCAGGAGAAGUUGGGACUAUGACUUUUGGAUAUUCUUUGUCACAUUGGCCUUGAACGUAACAAGCAUGGUCCAGGCGAUGGUCCUCUUUGACUUCAAGGUGUCAGCCUUCAUUCGGAGGCAGUACGCCCUGGAGUCUCGCUACUUUCAAGGCAGCCAUUGCGCGCUUCGUUUGACAGAACUACUUCUCCGUGCACAAACUUUGGUUGGCUUUGCCAGUUGCGUGUUUUAUGCCUUUGGCCACGAGGGUGCAGCUGCUGCCAUAUUCUUGGACUACCUCGUCAGUUCUACUGCUUUGAGCGUUCUGUCGGGCUGCUCUGUGAAGACCUUGGUGCUCAGCCUGCCGCUCUACAUGAUUGACAUCAGCCGCUAUGUGGAUGAACAAGGAGUUGUAACACCUGCAAGACGCCUCUCCCUUUGGGUGGCCUGUCAGCGUGCAGCCUUGCUUGGCCUAACCGUUCUUCUCCUUGCCUCCGAAUCAUGGCUGGUUAGCAAAGAAGCAGCAGGCAUGGCUGUCUUAUUUUGCGCCCAGCUGCUGUUGAGCUUCAGUCGUGCUGGCGCACGACCCUCGGAUCUCCACGCGGCUGCCAAAAGAGGCGAUCUGCGACAGCUGCAGCAGCGCUUGGCCGAAGGCUAUGAUGUCUCACGACCGCAAUGCACUGCGCUCCGGGAGACACCACUGCACUUGGCCAUUUCCAAUCGACAUUUGGAUUGUGCCAAGAGGCUGCUUGAGGAUGGCGCGGAUCCCCACCUGCCCGAUGGCCAUGGGGACACGGCGCUGCAUGUGGCCUGCCGCCUGGGUGAAGCAUCCUUCAUCCAGCAGUUGCUGGUCCCAUUGCCAGAGGCUGGAGAGGACUACCAGGUGCGGAAUGUGGCACAGCGAAACGUUUGGGGUCAGUCCCCAGCGGAACUGGCCUCCAGCGCACCAGAAUGGCUUCAGCGCCAUUUGAGGGAGCAAGAGAGGCAGGAACUGAAGCACUUCGAAGAGUGCAAGAAUCAACCUUUGGUUGAAAGGUGCGAUGCAGAGGAGCUUGCAACCUUCUUUGGUUUGCCUUGGGAUAGGCACGAGUAUGCCAAAGCUCCGCAGGAUGUACAGAAAGGGAGGAAGACGGGACUGGUUUCCUUCCUCUUCUCCCGGAGUGUCGGGGAUCAGCUGGCGAAAGUCCUUGAUGGCCUUCGACAGGACAAGGAUGGCUUCCACAUAAUGUCUUUGAAGCCGGUCAAGGCACUUGGCUCUGGAGGAUUUGGUAAAGUCCUGAAGGUCCUGGACAAACGCACGCAGAAGCACUAUGCCAUGAAACUGCAGCCAAAGGACCGCACCACCAAAUAUGCUGUACGUGAAGCGCAGGCUCUUCACAGCUCUUACCAUGCCUUUAUCGUGGGACUGGUGCACAUUUUCCAAACAAGUGCCCACUACUGCAUUGUCAUGGAACUGUGCUUGGAAAAUCUCAAUGCGCGCAUCCUGCGAACGAGACACGGUUCGGGCUGUGCAGAGGGUUUGCCCGGUCCCCUUUGUGCACGCUACACGGCUUGUGUGGCCCUUGCUUUGGAAUAUCUCCACAUAAAGGAGAUCGUCUUUCGAGACCUGAAGCCUGAGAAUGUCCUGAUCACCAGUGGUGUGGACGCCAAUGGCGUGGCCAAGCUUGCAGACUUUGGUUUGGCUUGCCCCAUGCGCUUGGAGGAAAGCAACACCACUCCUCAGAACUUCAACUCGAUCUUCGAUGGUAGUGGCUUUCCAACUCCUGAAGCAGGCACACCUGCGUUCAUGGCAGCAGAGGUUUUUCUGCGCUGUGCGACACCCGUGGACCUUUCUGAUACCGAGGCUCGAUCAGCACGAGCAAGGCGAAUGGCAGCGAGGGACUGGUUCGCACUGGGCUGCUGUCUUCUGCUCACUCUUCUGGGUGAACGAGGAGGACGCCUUGCUACGGCGCAGAGCCGCGAGGUUCUGCUGCCGUUGGAAGGCCCGCAGCUGUCAGAGGCGCUGCGCCGCGCCCUGCGGGAGCGCCGCGCAGAGCCAGCAGCGUUGGAAAUCACUGCAGCUCUGACUGCACCUUUAGAGGAACGUGCUGGACCCAAGGAGCUUCGAACCAGCGCCUUUUUGGAGUUAGCCAUGGUAGAGAUGGAGCAAGAAGCCUUGGCCUUCGAAAACAGCAGAAGCAUUUCUGGAAGGAGUAGCCGCCGCUGAAGGAGGAGUUUCUUGCAAGCUCCUUCUGAAAGUGAAUCCCUGUAGAGGACACUCAGAUCCUCUGUUUAAGGUCGAAAGAUAUCGAAAGAUCAUUUACAAAGAUCAGAGCUUCAGUUUACGGAUCAGAUCCUGGAUUCGGGAAGUGGGCCU